This is a messenger RNA of Drosophila teissieri, 2033 nucleotides long. It is a transcript of the gene Acsf3, whose product is annotated as malonate--CoA ligase ACSF3, mitochondrial. Bases 116 to 1942 code for a protein of 608 amino acids. The transcript is spliced from 3 exons. NCBI's taxonomy places the organism in Eukaryota, Metazoa, Arthropoda, Insecta, Diptera, Drosophilidae. Gene Ontology annotation, biological process: fatty acid metabolic process. The record is from RefSeq and is a predicted model, not a curated record. Gene Ontology annotation, molecular function: medium-chain fatty acid-CoA ligase activity.
UUCAAGCGAUAGCAAUUGAAAAUCGGAGCUAAAUUCUGCUCUCCGUACUAUUCACUCAAAAAAAAGCGCCACACGAAUCAGAAAAACCAAUUACAAAAAACUACAAACAUAAAAGAUGCUGCUACUUCGACGUUGCCACAAGUUAAAGUUGCGUCCAUGGGUUCGCCUUUGCUCCGCCGAGUUGAUACAUAAGGAUGGCUUCAUCGAGAAGCUGCGCCACAGUUUCGACGAGGACGAGCGCAGCAAUCUGGUGGUGCCCACGUUCAAGAGGGCCAUGCUCUAUCCGGAUGAGAUCGCCGUGAAGGACAUGACCGGCGAGUACACCUACUUCCAGUUGUACCUGGCCGCCAAACGUCUGGCCAUUCAGAUCUCCAACAUAUGCGGCAGCGCUUCGCUAUCGAAUGUGACAUACUUGUGCUCGAACAACGCGCUGUGGAUAGCCAUACAGUGGAGCUGUUGGAUAUCCGGACAGGUGGCGGUGCCACUGGAGUCCGGCCAGGCGAUGGACCAACUGCAGCGCCAGGCAUCGCACUGCAAGACCAAGCUGCUGAUAGCCACACCGGAAUUCGAGUCACUGGCGCAGGAAUUGUCGCAGGAUCUGAAAUCGGCCACCAUCAUUUUGGAUCACGCCUUUGUGCCCACGGCCGAGAGUGUGUCCUCCACAUCGAUGUAUGCCAAACAGCUGGUGGGCAUCCAGGGAGUCAUCCUAACCGAAAGUACGCUGCCCAGUGACUUCUAUGCCAAGGCGCCGGCCAUGCUGAUCUACACACCCAAUGCGGUCAAUAAUCCCAAGCCCGUAAUGUUGUCCCAUCGGAAUAUCGACGCACAGGUGCGCUGCUUGAUCGCCAGCUGGCGUUUGGGACCCACGGACUGCAUGCUGCCCAUUCUGUCCAUGAAUCGCAUGCACGCCGCCUUGGGAGCCGUGCUCAAUGUGGGCGGCAAUGUGGUGCUGCAGCAAAAGUUCGACGGUCACAAUGCGUGGAGUGCUCUCCUGGGCAUAAAUAGCCCAUCCAAGCAGCGGGUCACGCUGUUUCUGGCCAUGCCCAUUGUCUACAAGCGGCUGAUUGCCGAGUACGAGAAAAUGUUUGCCAAGGACUCGCGCAUGGUUGAGUACAUUGUGAAUCAUUGCCGGCAGAAGAUCCGUUUGAUGGCCACCGCUUUCGCGCUGCUACCGGACUCGGUGUUCUACCGCUGGCGCGAGAUUACGGGUCAGAACAUAUACGAAUACUAUGGCAUGAUGGAAACGGGCUUGGUUCUGGGCCAUCCACUGGAUGAACCACAACGCGAUGGGGCAACAGUGCAGGUGUCUGCCGCAAACAGCAACGCCCUCAAUGACUAUCGUCCGGGCACGUUGGGUGCGCCGCUGAAGGGAGUCACCGCCCGAUUGAUCAGCAAUACGGGUGACGAGCUGAUCACCUGCAAGAACGAACUGGGCGGCACCGUGGACCACGGCCUCAUACAGGUGGAGGAUAUCGGCGGUGACACGUCGUUGACGCAAACCGUCAUUGGUGAACUGCAAAUCGCUGCCUCCCAUUUGGUGUCCCAUACGUUGGCCAGCCACAAUCCGGAAAUGGAACCGGGAACCACAAACAACAAGGAGCAGCAGCAGCAGAGCACCCAGGAUGGUUUCUUUAAGACCGGCGACAUUUGCGCCUAUCGCAAUGGCAACUUUUAUUUUCUGAGCAAAAGCAGCGAUGUGUUCACCGUCGGCGGCUAUAAGGUCUAUGGAUCGGAGAUCAAGAAGGUACUGAUCUCACAUCCCAACAUCAACGAUGUGGCUGUCCUGGGCAUACCCAAUAAGUUGUGGGGCCAUCGCCUGGGCGUCAUAUGCAUUGUAUCGCCGGAUGCGGAUAUUGAUUUGGAUGCGAUCAAGACGUACUGCUAUCGCCACCUGCCCGCCCACAAGUGCCCCACCGUUUUCAAGACGCUCGUUUCCAAGUAGAGACGUAAGACGUAAGACUUCUGCGCCCUUCGCUACAAAUUCAAGUGAUUUCCGACUGUUAUCCAAAUAAAGCUUCUUUCCUUGUCAUAAA